AUGCUGCGCCGGCCAGCCUCUAGCGCGUAGCGGUCUUGACCGACUCCGCGAUGCUGUCGCACCUCCGACUCCAUCGGCGUGCGCCAUCCAAUCCUCCGCCGUCCCAGCCGGACCGAGAGCAGUCGUCCGCGUCGGUGUUGGACCCGGCCGCGCAACUCGAGCACCCGCAGUCGGCCCACGAUGUCUCACAACCGGCACCGCACCCAGAUGCACGCCCUGACAGCCUCUCACAGCUGCCGCCGACGCUGCCACCGAUUGCCCGAGUGACUUCCGCCGACUCCGAAUUCUCAAUUGCCCCGCGCGACGAUGCACCGCCACCGCCAUCCCUCGAUUCUGGCAGGCCCCCCGCCCGUCCCGCGUACGACGAGGACUCCAAGACUGGCUUCAUUGGCGGGGUGGCCCUGCAAAAAAUGACAGAAAAAGAGUCUUUGCGCUCCUCCGAUACUGCAUCAGCAACGGCAAGCCAACUUCCGGGAAGCCAGCUCUCGCGGUCGAAACCUCCCCCGCCCCCCAUCAACACCGGGUUUAAGCAAACCAGGUCUCCGUGGUUCUCCGUGCCUGCCGACCCUCGAGCGCCUGGGGGCAACUUUGCCAAGCGUCAUGACGAAGCAGUACUGGGGCCGGUCGCGGAAACGCAAAAGGGAAGAAAGGGCCUGCCGUUUCUCAAGAACCCCAUGUCGUCUUUGUUGAUGCGGAGGAAGACGGCCCAAGCCGUCGGCGAGACCGAGCUCCCUGUGCCCAGCUACGACCCGCGCAUCAGGGGGACGAGGGUGCAUGACUUCAGUGCGCCGCGGCCGAAGAAGGCAGUCUCGAGUGAUGGCACGACCUCAACAGUGACAGUGAACACAUCAGUUGGCGGUGGCGCGUCCUCUGCCGGUCCCACUCCUACAUCCUCUGGACCGGAUCGUUCCACAGAACUUGAAGACCAGGGACGCGACACGCAAGUGAGAAGGACCACUUCUUUGGGCGACGACAGACCAGAACAACCUCUCCCGCAGGUCCCGCCCAAAGAUGAGUCCGGCAGCAGCCUGCGCACCUCGUCAUCUGCCGCUUCCAAAGGCAUGCCGGUAGCAAGCUUGCCAUCGCUUGCCUCAGCCUCGGUGCGAACGACCGCGUCUCGCCAGCUGUCCUUGUCGGGGACAUCGAGGCGGGAUUCCGUCGCGUCGGCCGUCCCGAAACACAUGAAGAGCACGUCGUCGAGGUUCAGCUUCGACAUGAUCGGUGCCGCCAAGCAAGAGAAGCUUCUGGAAGAACGGCACAGACAACGGGAACAGGAGAAGAAGCCGCUGGAUGACCAGCGACAUAGCGAUGAGAGGUUCGAGGAUUUCGACGAGGACUUCGACUACGAUGCUAUGAUGGAUGAUGACGGCCUGGAGGAGAGGAUCCCGGGCGUCAACGCCGACUACGACGACGAGGAAGACCUCGAGGCCGCCAUGGACCCGGACAACGACCAGGAGAACUUUGCCGGCUUCGUGUUCCAGCGCUCGAACCCUGCAUCGUCGCUCGCCACUCCGCACACACCGGCCAUGUUGGCGACCCCGCGAGAUGCUAACGGCCGGGUCAUUGGCUUUGCCAUGACCAAAGACACCACUCCUGAGCUGCCGAGCGCCGAUUCGCCCAAGAUUCCAAACCCCCUCUCUGCCCCCAAACCGGACGACGUCUCGGGCCUUGGCAUUCAGGGCGAAGGAGACGGCCUUACAAACGAGCCUCGGGGGUCAUUGUUCCGGCCCAGCCAGUCGGCCGCCGCCCCGAGCACCCAGCCGCCACCGCAGGCUCUGAAUGACGACCUUUAUUUCGAUGACGGAUUGGCCGACGAGCUUGACUUCGAGCACGACGGCACCGUCUUCGACGAGUCCAUAUUCGACAACCAGGACACCGACCAGUUCGGUCGGCCGAUCCCGGGCGCCUUCGCGCAGGCCAAGGAGGCGAUGAUGGCCGCUCAGCAACAGCAGCAGGCUGGCAAGCGCGACUCUGACAGGACAUCAAGCGCAUCAGCGCAGUCGGCAGCUGUUCUUUCGACGGGCCAUACCUCGCUCAGCGCCGGCCCUCAACCACUCCCUUGCCAUCAAGAGAACGCAGAGCGCUUGUCCAAGCCUGCAUCCGCCGAGCCGGUGCCCCUCGCAAACAUCCCGAGCCAGGAGUUAGCAUACCAGGCCGCCCUCGCCGAAGCCGCCCAGAAAGCGGCAGCGUCGGGGAAGUUCCGACGGAGCUCUUCCCCCAACGUACUGGCCGGGAUUUCCAGCACGCACACAACUGAUGCGGCCGGGCCCGACGACGCCGACAAGGACGCAUAUCUCGAUGACUACGACGAUAACGACAACGCCUUUGAAAACGAUUUUGACGACUUUGAUUUUGACGACGAAGCCAUAAUAGCCGAGGCCAACGCCAGCGCCCUCGCCAACGACUCGGACGGCUUCUACGGCCAGGAAUUCGGCUUCUACUCGGCGCCCAUCCCUCACCACCCUGCCCACGCCCACUCGCACGCAUCCUCCAGCGCCUCGUCCUCGGGCGUGUUCACCACCGAGAGCCUCUUCCAGUACGCCAAUGGCGGCUACUUCGGCCCCGUCGCCCUCAACCGCAGCACCUCGGGCCGCGUCGUCUCCCGCGAGCCCAACCUGACCCCGAUCACCGAGCGGUCCGAGUACUCGAACCGCAACUCCAUCAUGAGCUUCACCCUGCCGCCCGCCAUCGGCUCCGCCGCCAGCGACGGCCGCAACUCGGCCCUCGCCAUGUCCUCCCCGGGCCUCGCCCAGCUGGCCCUCAUGUCCGCCUCGGGCGACGACGCCGACGGCACCAUGAGCCUGUCCGCCCUCAUGAAGCUCCGCUCCAAGGCCUGGGGCGGCUCGCAGGCCAGCCUGGCCAGCAGCUCGCGCGAGGGCAGCCCCCGCUCCGAGCGCGCCGUCCCGCUGGACGGCUCCGCUGGUGCUGCUGCUGCGGCGGCGGCUUCGUCAUCUUCUUCCGCUGCGGCUGCGGCGGCUGCCUCGCCGUACGGCACCGUGCCGGCGCAUCUAGCCGGGCAUGUGCGCGUCAACUCGGGCUUGUCACUGUGGAGCUGCUUUGAGGACGCCGCGGAGGAGGAGGACAACGGCGACGGCGGCGGUGGUGGUGGAGCAGGCGGCGGGACCUCCCUCGCAGCGGCGCGGCCAGCCCGGCUUCCUUGCCGACGGCGCUGCCUGCGCGCCCGGGCAGCGCCGGCGGCGCGCUCGGCGGCGCCUCCCCGCCGCCCAACGGCGUCGUCCUCCCCCAGCGCCCGCACUCGCUGUUCUUGCCUCCGCAGGCGCCGCUGUCGGUGGCGUCGUCGUCGGGUCAGCAGCAGCAGCAGCAGCAGCAGCAACAGCAGCUGGGUGGCGUGGGCGGCGGCGGCGGCGGGAGUGCGUGCUCGCCCGUGUUGGAGGGCGAGGAGGCCGAGGCGGAGGAGCCGUCUGCUGGGGCUGGGGCUGGGGCGGGGCGGUUUGCGCUUGCGCCUGCGCUGCCGAUCGCGCCGGCGACAACUGCGACCGGUCUGCCUGCGUAGAUGCACAAUUAAGAAGGCAGCGGUGAGAAUGGCGUGCAUGGUGGCGCCACAGGGCUGUUCACCUGUACCGGUCGGUUUGGGUUGGGGUCGGGCAAAAGGCAAGGGCAGGAUGCUUGCUUGGACGGGGACUCAUCGAUCAUUCAUUGGAGAGUAUGAGUGUCGAUCCUCGCCCGCCUGGUGAAUGAGGGGUAGUAGUGUUUAAUGGAUGGUGUUGGCAAUGGUUUUGGGUAAAAAUGGAGUUAUAUAGUACACGGCUAGGUCUCGGUUGUUUUGGGCAUGCCGCAUAGUAACGUCUGGUAUAUAGGCUUACCGGAACCGAGGAAGAGGCCUGGCGUCGAGCGCAAGCUAGGUCGGCGGUGGUUGGAGGCAGGAGUUGGUUGGAACGCGGUCUCCCUCCUCUAGUCACGCCGCUAGAGGAGGAUGCUCAUCAUCGGCAUGCUGGUUGGGAAGUUUGAUGCUGCAA
Thermothielavioides terrestris NRRL 8126 is the source of this 3977-nucleotide messenger RNA. RefSeq lists its product as uncharacterized. Lineage: Eukaryota; Fungi; Ascomycota; Sordariomycetes; Sordariales; Chaetomiaceae. The record is from RefSeq and is a predicted model, not a curated record. The transcript has 2 exons. Bases 51 to 3695 code for a protein of 1214 amino acids.